AUGGUCCUCGACUGGAGCGCCCUAGCUCCCGGCCCAGCUGGAACUGCCAUGCUCGGCGAAAGGGGAAUUGAAGCUGCUGCCCGACGCGGACGCGAGCGUAUACGCCGCGAGCAAGCAGAGCAAAGAGAAGCCGAAAAGAAACUCCAGAAUGGUGAUGAUACGGCGUCGGAAGUUACAUUGCUUCCUAGAAACCAAUCAAAAGAGCUCGAGUCGAAACCGGAGAGGUCUAAGGGAGGCGGCGAUACGCCUAGAUCUUCGAUGGUUUCUGAUGCAGAUACUUUGAUAGAGCGAAGUGAUGGUCGAAGAAAACGUGGGAGUAUCAAAGGGAAGUUGAGUCGGUUUAAGAAGCAGUUGAUGGGUUGA
Messenger RNA from Penicillium concentricum, 363 nucleotides. RefSeq lists its product as uncharacterized. Lineage: Eukaryota; Fungi; Ascomycota; Eurotiomycetes; Eurotiales; Aspergillaceae. Bases 1 to 363 code for a protein of 120 amino acids. The record is from RefSeq and is a predicted model, not a curated record. The transcript has a single exon.